CCGGAUCACAGUCUACUUUCUCUCAGGCUGUCCUUCAUAAAUUACAUUUAUGACUCUAGCCAAAUGCUGAAUAAACAACUGAGGAGCGUUACAAAUGUGAUUCCAUACCCUUUAGGAGAAAAUAAUUGAGUACGUAAUUGCUGUGAACUGGUGUACAAACUGAUUUGUGAGUGGCCAGAAGAGGACCAGAGUGUUGAAGAUGAUCAAGGCGCUGGUGCUAGGGUUGGUUUGUUUUGUGACAUUUCCUGACUCUACAGAGGCUCAGUUUCCUCGAUUCUGUAGCACGGUGGAGGGGAUCGUCUCAAAGCAGUGCUGCCCUGCUCUCAUUUCUGAUCCUGCUAAUGUGUGUGGAACUUUAUCUGGACGAGGAAACUGCUCUGACAUCAGAGUCAGUACCAAACCCUGGGGUGGACCAUAUAGGUUGAGAAAUGUUGAUGAUCGAGAAAGGUGGCCUACCAAAUUCUUCAAUAGGACAUGCAGGUGCUCUGGUAACUUUGGUGGCUUCGACUGUGGCCAGUGUAAGUUUGGCUGGACAGGACCAAACUGUGACGUGCGUAAAGCCCCGGUGGUGAGGAAGAACAUCCACUCUCUGACUCCAGCGGAGCUUCAGGAGUUCCUGGAUGUAUUGGACCGGGCCAAGAACACCAUCCACCCAGACUAUGUAAUCGCCACACAGCACUGGCUGGGCCUGCUGGGGCCCAAUGGAACCCAGCCCCAGUUCUCCAACAUCUCCAUCUACGACUUCUUUGUGUGGCAACAUUACUAUUCUGUCAGAGACACACUUUUAGGUCCAGGUCAUCCUUUCAAGGCCAUUGACUUUUCCCACAAAGGACCAGCCUUCGUCACCUGGCACAGAUACCACCUCCUCAGUCUGGAGAGAGACCUGCAGAGACUGACUGGCAAUGAGAACUUUGCUGUUCCAUACUGGAACUUUGCCACAGGGCAGACUGAGUGUGACGUCUGCACAGAUUCUCUCCUGGGGGGACGCAACCCAGAAGACCCCUCCCUCAUCAGUAACCAGUCCAGGUUCUCCAAUUGGGGGGUGGUGUGUGACAGCCUGGAUGAAUAUAACCGCCUGGUCACUCUCUGUAAUGGGACCAGUGAGGGACGCAUUAGGAGAGGUCAUAUGGGUGGCGUGAGGACCAACAUGAGUCUGCCCACCAUGAAUGAUGUCAGGAGCUGUCUAAACAUCAGAGACUUUGACAACGCUCCCUUCUACACUAACUCUACCUUCAGCUUCAGGAAUGCUCUUGAAGGCUAUGACAAGCCAGAUGGAGAGGCAGAGCUUGACUCCUCAGUGAACAACCUGCACAACCUGGUCCACUCCUUCCUCAAUGGAACCAGUGCUCUGUCUCACUCUGCAGCCAAUGACCCCAUCUUUCUAGUGCUUCAUACAUUCACUGAUGCCAUUUUUGAUGAGUGGAUGAGGAAAUCUGUUCCAUCAAACUCCAGUUUCCCCGAUGAGAUGGCCCCCAUCGGUCACAACAGAGAUUACAACAUGGUGCCAUUCUUCCCUCCUGUGACCAAUGAAGAGAUUUAUGUGGCUUCUGAUCAAUUGGGAUAUUCUUAUGCCAUUGACCUGGAGGCUACAGACGGUGGAUUUGUGUUUGUGCUGGGGUCCACUCUGGGUGGUGUUUUCCUGGGUCUCCUGGUUCUUCUACUCAUCUUGGUCCUCUACUUGCAACAGCGCAGGAAACGUGGCUUUGAACCCCUUAUCAAUGCACAGUUCACCAACAAAAAGUACACAGAGGAAGCCUAAACAUCUCUGUAGGUACGCUCUACUGCCUAUCCUCACUGGAGCAUUCAACCCUGUCCAGACACUCUCUACAUUCUAAGAUUCUCAUUUCACAGGUGGCUGUGGUCGGCUUUGAGCCUGUCUCCGCAGACAGAACCACUCAGGCGCCAGAGAUAAAUGCAGGGGCCUUUUUUGCCUUUGGCAUUUUUAGUCUUCAAUGUGCUAUGUUUUUACCUACUACAAUUUGGCACGUCAUCUCCUCUUGAUCCUCAUUCGUUCUCUCCUGUUUUCAGUAAUGAAUAACUACAUAUAAACAACAUUUGGUUUGAAUCAAUGUUAUGUGUACUGUAAUUUCAUCAGAUCUACUUAUGAAUUAUAAAGACAUUAGUGGUUACAGGUAAAUACAGAUGUUGACAUUAGCUCACUUGACAUUAGAGAUAUUUAAGUGCAUUAACUUUAACUGCACAUGUAUCUUCCAUAAAACGGAUCAAUGAAUGAUCAUGUCAAUAAAUGUUGGAAAUCUGGAAA
Coregonus clupeaformis (lake whitefish) is the source of this 2263-nucleotide messenger RNA. Its product is annotated as L-dopachrome tautomerase-like. The record is from RefSeq and is a predicted model, not a curated record. NCBI's taxonomy places the organism in Eukaryota, Metazoa, Chordata, Actinopteri, Salmoniformes, Salmonidae. Gene Ontology annotation, cellular component: melanosome. Gene Ontology annotation, biological process: developmental pigmentation; positive regulation of neuroblast proliferation; ventricular zone neuroblast division. The transcript is spliced from 9 exons. Gene Ontology annotation, molecular function: oxidoreductase activity; dopachrome isomerase activity. The coding region runs from base 200 to 1759 and encodes 519 amino acids.